Messenger RNA from Racocetra persica, 143 nucleotides. The record is from the annotation of a GenBank genome assembly. Lineage: Eukaryota; Fungi; Glomeromycota; Glomeromycetes; Diversisporales; Gigasporaceae.
GGAAAAUAACACAUUUUAUGCAAACAUUAUAAUCAAUCAAGAUAUGUUACAAACCCUUUCUGAAAAUGGAUCUGUAUUUGAAAAAUUACAUGCUGUACAUGAUGAUAGUUCAUCAACUAAAGAUACAACUAAUUUAAACAAUA